CACCGAGAGGUCACGUGAAGAAAUAUUGAAAGAACAGUUGUAAUAAGAAAUCAGUGCAAACAGUUACUGUCCACUAUCAUCUUCUCCUAGAUUAUACAUUUUGGCUGAGCAUGGAAUAUUGGACUCAAUAUUGAAAAAAAACAAACACUGCUUUUUAAAAACAUCUGUUUCAUUGUGUCCACUAUGAUUUGGACCCGCCUGUUCUGUUUGUUAAUAGUUUUAAAUCCCAUAAGUUUGCAGGAUGAUAUCCAAUUUACAUGCCCAGAAGGAUGGGAUGUUCCUGUUACAUCAUGCUAUCAUUUAUUCCCGGACACAGAGAAACAGACUUGGGAGAGUGCAUUACGUAUUUGUCAAGGGACUGGUUCACAUUUAGUAACAGUUAAAGACUAUUAUGAUGGCAAGGAAGUCAUGCAAUUUGUGAAAAAGCAGAAUUCUAAAAUCACAUCAGUUUGGACAGGAUUUAAUCGUAUUAAUAUUGAUGACACUGAUGCCAACUCUGCAAGAUGGAAUUCUGUAACAGGACCUUUUACUGCCUCCAGAUAUGAAGGGUACUGGGCUGAUAAUAGUCCCAACAUUGCCAAUGGAGACUGUGUGUUUCUUAUCUUUGAUAAUGAACAGCACAAAUGGCAGCUUGGUCCAUGUGAACAGAAAUUACCAUUUAUAUGUGAACGCAACUCAUGUCCUUCAGGAAGUCUUUUCUGUAACAAUGGUAAAUGUAUUAGUAACAGAUGGAAAUGUGACGGAGAGGAUGAUUGUGGAGAUUAUUCUGAUGAAAUAGAUUGUGAAAAAGACUGCCGUAUAGUAUAUACAGCUCCAUCUGGUAUUAUACAAUCUAUUAACUACCCAGAUCCAUACCCAGCUUCAACCGACUGUCUGUGGACUAUAGUUGGAAAGGAAGGCACAAAUUUAAUGAUUGAGAUUGAUAAGUUUGACACGGAGAAGAAUUCUGACGUUGUGGAUAUCCUUGUGGGUGGUAAAACAGAGGCCACAUCUACACUACUAGACAAACUGUCGGGAUAUUUACCAGCAAAGAAAACUUAUCGUAGCUAUAAUAAUUACCUUAUUAUCAGAUUUGUUACAGAUUCAGCAUCGCAAAGAAAUGGAUUUCUAAUUAAAUACUCCACUGUUGAAGCAGAUACAUCUAUUGCCAUACCAUUGACUGCUGAAAACAAACCUUCUACAUUGACUGCUGGCAAAGAAUACCUUGGAAACAGAGAUUAUACCUGGGUCAUUAAAGCAAAGAAUGCACAGAAAAUUGUAACAAUAGAGAGAGUAUCCCUUUCCCUGUUUAAAGGUGAUUACAUUGCCAUACAUGAUGGAGAUUCUCCCUCCUACCCACUACUAGCCACUUACACUGCAGACAAUAAUGAUAAUCUGAUGAGAGAUCCCAAGUCUCACAUAGAACCAGCAUGGCCACAGAUUGUAUCAUCUACUGGUAACCAGAUGUAUAUUAUUCUAAGAACACUACAUACUACAUCAGGAUUAGGAUUAACUCUUAGAUACUGGCAAGGCUGUGAGGUAAACCUGACAUCAGAUACAGGUGAAAUUUACUCGCCUGGAUACAAGAAAUCAAUUAAUUAUGCUAAUUAUCAGAAAUGUUCCUGGAAAGUAAAAGUACCCAGUGGUAAAGGUGUUACUUUGUUUUUCAACAAAGAUGCUGAUUUUGAAGAUGAAAAGGAUUUUUUACAGGUAUUAACAGAAAGUGCUGAUGGAAAGAGAACUGCUGUCCACAAAGGAAAAGGGUUCGAUACUGCUUCAUUUCUCCAGCUGGCAGAGAAAGGUAUAGGGAUAAAUUCACCUGAUGGGAAGAUAUAUGCAACGUUUACCACCGAUUCCGUUCUCAAUAGAAGGGGCUUCUAUGGAGUUUAUUCUAUUGAUUGUCCUCAUCCAGGUUUCAAUGAAUACACAAAUGUUCCGGUUAUCAAAAACUAUCAUUAUAGAGACAUUAUAACUGUGAAAUGUAAACCUGGCUACUCCUUCAACUCUGAUUCUAUCAAGGAACCUGUCACUAUGACCUGUCAGUUUGGUGGAACAUGGGAUAUGGUCAUUCCUAAAUGUCAACCUUUGUAUUGUGGUCUACCUCCUAACAUAACUGAUGGUUUUUAUCACAAUUCUACUGGUGUCAUUUAUGAAAGUGAAGUUCGUUACAAGUGUUUCCCAGGAUUUUAUAUAAGUUCAAGUGAUGCCAUCUCUUGUGAUAAUUCUGGUAGUUGGAGUAAAUCACCAUCUUGUAUAGCCGCCACUUGUAAAACUGCUCCAGAUGUUGUUAAUGCUAUAAGAACUGUUGUUACUGGAGAUCUUACAUCUUAUGCCUCUAUCGUCCAAUAUGACUGUAAUGAUGGCUUUCAAUUGUUUGGGGAACCCAUUUUGUUUUGCCGCUCAGACAAUACCUGGUCAGCAACUCCACCAUCAUGCAAAAAGCUCAAAUGUUUGUUACCAGAAAUUAAGAAUGGGAAACUUUCAAAAAGUACCUUCCCUGAAUUUAAGGAAGAGAUUACAGUAACAUGUGAUGUUGGAUUUAGAUUAAAUGGUACAAAGACACUGACUUGUAAUGAAAACCAGACUUACGAGGAUUUGCCCACAUGUGACAAUAUUGAUGAAUGUAUUGAAGGUACAUCUAACUGUGAUCAAAAAUGUGUUGACAACAUCGGUAGUUACACAUGUCAUUGUAACCUUGGAUACAGUCCUGAUGUUAAGCAGAAAUGUAUAGAUAUACCUGAAUGUGACAGGGAUGACAGAGCUGGCUGUGACCACACGUGUAACGAUGUACCAGGAGGGUACCAGUGUGACUGUAAGAAAACAGGGUAUCAGUUAUUUACCAAAGAUUUUGCAGCCAAUUUCACUGUACCAUUAGUUAUGGAGAAUGGAAAUCUGGGAAAAGUUUACAAAUUGGACCAUACUUGUGUUCGCAAACUUUGUCCGACCCCACCCUCAAUAGAUAAUGGUAUGUUGAUGACCCAUCGAACUGUUCAUCAGUAUGGAGAUACUAUACAAUAUUUCUGUGACAUUGGUUAUGUUAUGAAUGGCAAAAAAUUGUUCACCUGUGACAGCACUGGACAGUGGUCACCAAGGAAAUUUCCAAAAUGUCAAGCAUACAGCUACACAUAUGUUGGCUGUUAUCAUGACGACACUGAUCCAAUGUUGGAGGAAAUGCAUGAAAAGAAAACUUUGUCAGCAGAAAUCUGUUUCACACAAUGCACAUUUUCAGGAUGGAAUUCAGAUCAGUAUUUUGCAACACAGGCAGGAAAUAAGUGUUAUUGUGGUAAUGGUACACAACUGGGUAGCACUAAGUACACUAAGAGAACUGAGAAGGAAUGUAACAUGGCCUGUGUAGGGAACACACAGGAAAUAUGUGGGGGAAUUUGGAGGUCAUCUGUGUAUAGAAUUACUACAGGUGUGUGUUUAGUGGACCCCUACAAGACACACAGUUUGAUACGUCAGCCUUCAUCAGUCAGCCAUGAGGUAUCUGUGCAGUUUGGCAACACCUUAAACAUGAACUGUACUGUACCAGGAAAGGAGGAGUUUACCAAGGAAAGGAAAUGUAUCUACAACAUGACAACAGACUCUUACUAUCUGUAUGGCAAUGAUUAUGAAUGUGGAGAAAUUGACUGCGGGAAUCCUCCUUCUAAUAUAACUGGAGCAAAUUUCACUUAUCCUUCAAACUUGAAAUAUGGAUCCAUGUUUGAAUUUUCAUGUUCCAGUUUAUUUUAUGUUGACGGAAAGAGCAUUAAUGGAUCUACUAAUAUAGAGGUGAAAUGUGAGGCAGACGGUCAAUGGGAUUUAGGAAGUUUACAGUGUUUAGGAGAAACCUGUAGUGACCCAGGCUAUCCAGCUGGGGGCCUAGCUAACUUGAUGAUGAACAACACAUUUCAAAAUUUUCAGAAGAAUGGAUAUAUAAGUUUCUCUUGUGAUAGAGCUGGCUUUGUCCCUGAUACUUUAACCAAGAUUUCCUGUAACGAAAACAUUUCUAGCACUUCAUUAAACUGGGAUAAUCAAGUACCAAGUUGUGUUGAUGUCACGAAACCAGUAUUCUCUGGUUGCCCAGACAACAUUACAGUGAGGGCAUACAGUAAACUAUCAUUACAUUUUACACAGCCAAACUUGUCAGAUAAUUCUGGUAGCAUUAAAGAGUUAACCAUUGAACCAGUGAAUGCAAACAGUACUUUAACAGUGGACAGAAAACCAUUUACUGUGAAGUACACUGCCAAGGAUCAUGCAGAUAAUGAAGAGAUCUGUAGCUUUGAAGUAUUCAUUGAAGAUGAGAAACCUCCUAACAUACAAAAUUGUCCGUUGAGUAGGAUAGAAUAUGUCGAAAGUACAAGUCACAAUAUCCCCUCAGUAGUAGGUAAUAAGAUAGUGGUGACUGACAAUAUAGACAAUGUAGAUGCAGUAGUCACACCUGAGACAUUUAUAGCCGAUGCCAGCAAUCCCACAAGGCAGAUGGUCAAUGUCAAAGCAACAGACAAAGCAGGCAAUACUGAUCAAUGCUACUUUGAAAUCUAUGUUAGAGUAUCAACUUGUUCACCAUAUUACCUACCAACCCCACAGCAUGGUAGUAAAACUUGUACUCCAAAGAAAGGAUUGAUAGGAAACACUGGCUAUGUCUGUACCAUAACAUGUGACUCAGGGUAUUAUGUGUAUGACUGCCCCGACAAGAGUGUAGUUUCCAUGGAAUGUGAUAAGGGUGGUGACUGGAAUCGUCCAAUCAUAUCUGCUUGUACACAAGGUUAUAUUCAGGCAAACUUCAUUCAGACUUUUGAUAUGACCUACAAUGCAGUUUCCAAUAUAACAGACAAUUGUACAUCUGAUUACCAGAAUGCAAUUGAGGCUUUAAUUCCUUCACCUCUGGGUGAUAUCCAGAAUGCAUGUACUGCAUCAUUUCCAACUAUGGUGGUGGAAUUAUCUAUAGCUUCCUCAUCCGUAAACAUAACUAGUGAUGAGUUGAUGGUCAAGUUUACUAUGACCAUAGGACCUGCAGGUUUCACAACAGAGCAAUAUAAGAUGUGUGCAAACCUUACUGAGGUUCACUUAGUGAAUUCUUCUAUUGGUACCAUUACCGAUUUGGCAGGAUGUCCAAAUAUCAGCGCUGAAAGCAAUUGGAGUUCACUAAGUUUCACUCAAGUAUCUACUUGUAAUGGCAGUAGAAAGUAUGGCGAUAUUGGCGGAAAGGACUUUUGCUUGGCCUGUCCAGAAGGAACUUACAUAACAGACCAAGACACUUGUGAUUUGUGCCCAGUGGGAACCUAUAAUAGUUGGACUGAAGUUCCUACAUGUAUUAGCUGUCCUACUGGUACUACUUCAUAUACUAAAGGAAAUGUUUUUCCUGCAUCUUGUACAGUUUUAUCCUGUAGUUCAGGACACUAUUCCUCGAGUGGAUUUCCCCCAUGUAAACCAUGUCCAUUAGACACAUAUUUUGUCAACAGUACAACUUGUGAAAAAUGUCCAGUUAAUACAGAAACAGAGAUACGUGGUGCUGUCAACCAAACACAGUGUAAAAGUAAAUGUCCAGCUGGACAGUACAAUAUCUUUGGUCAUGAACCAAAUUGUCGACUUUGUCCAUUACAUUACUACCAACCAAAAGAGGGUGCUAUUGAUUGUAUAGAGUGUGACAAUGAUAAGAUAACUCUAAGAAAUGGUACAGACAAUUCCUCUGAUUGUCUUGAUGCAGAACCAAUACUUUGUAAACCAGAUGUAUGUAAGAGAGGAAAUUGUUCCAUAAGAUAUCAUGACUUCUUUUGUCAGUGUCCCGAAGGAUACUAUGGGAGACACUGUGAGAUAGAAGUUAAUCACUGUUUAUCAGAGCCAUGUUACAAUAAUGGCACAUGUACAAGUACACCCACUAAUUAUACUUGUGAUUGUCUUAAUGGAACCUCUGGAGAAAGAUGUGAAAUAGAUGAUAAUACUGAAUGUAUGAAUAGUACAUGUAUAAAUGGGGGAGUUUGUAUAAACCAGGUCAACUCUUUUACCUGUAUAUGUCCUGUUAAAUACAAAGGACCAAACUGUGAAAUGCAAACAGAUAUAUGUGAAGUAAAACCAUGCCUCAAUAAGGCUAAGUGUGAAAAUUACAACAAUGUUCGGAGGAAAUGUGUCUGUCUGCCUGGUUUUACUGGGGUUGAUUGUGAAACUGAUAUCGAGGAAUGUGAUUCUAAUCCAUGUUAUAAUGAUGCAACAUGUGAUGACAGAGUAAAUGGAUAUUUCUGUCAAUGUAAGAAUGGUUAUUCUGGUACCCGAUGUGAAGUUCGUACCAGUCCAUGUGUUGACUGUAAGGGUGGAACAUGUGUAGAUGAUUAUAGAACAGACUCCUACAGAUGUGUCUGCAACGAAGGUGUGUCUUAUGGUGAAUUUUGUGACUUCAAACUACAUGUGAAUACUCUUCCAUCAGUGUCACUAGAAGGGGCAGAUUCGACUAAUGAAAAUUACACAGCCAGUGAAUGCAGAUCUACAUGUGAUAAUGCAUCAAGUAGUUGUCAGGGGUUUGUUUACCAACCAACUGAUAAAAUUUGCUACAUAUUUAACAGCUCUUUGAUUGGUGUAGGGAUGUCUUCAAACUCAAGCUAUGACUUUUAUGUUCAUCGUUGUAUCAGACCUGUAGAUGAUUUCUACACUCCAUGGUUUAACACUGACAGUCCAGGUAAAGACAAGGGUGAUAAAGAGAGAAUAAAAACACUUACAGGAAAGUAUGGUAUGGCUAUAUGUGGAGGAACAAAGCCUGUUGGAGCAGAGUGUCGUGUGUUUAAUAAGACUCUGACAUAUCACUAUGAGACAGGAGAUACGUUUUCAUUGACUUGUGGUAUAGAGGGUUUGAAAUGUGAGAGUAAUCCCAAGAAUCCAUGUGAGGAUUAUGAAGUACGGUACAGAUGUAGUGCUAAUAAAGUUUUCAAGGGAAGACUAUGUACAGACCUUUUAUACUGUGAUUAUAAUGAUAGUCCAUGUCAGAAUGGAGCUACAUGCUUUAAUCAAGCUGGUGGAUUCCGCUGUAACUGUAAACCUGGUUAUACUGGUUCCCUGUGUGAACAUAACAUUGAUGACUGUCCAUCUGUUAACCAAUGUCUGAAUGGAGGAAACUGCAGAGAUAUACUGAAUGGCCAUGAAUGUGACUGUCCAGAGGGAUACACAGGUAGCAUCUGUCAGAACAAUAAACCUGACUGUUACUCUGGAGCCUGCUCUAAUAGAGGAACCUGUAUUGAUGGGGUCAACACGUACUCCUGCCAAUGCUUUGAUGGGUUCACAGGAAGUAAUUGUUCUAUAAACAUAGACGAUUGUGCCAUAAAUCCCUGUUUACAUGGUGGCACGUGUCAAGACGGACAGAAUGAUUUUCUUUGUUCUUGCCCAACAGGAUGGACAGGCAACAGAUGUGAAAAUAUUAUUGACCUCUGUGAGAGGAAAAAUCCAUGCCCGUUAUCAGCUAAUUGUUCAAAUCUGUUCAAUGAUUUCUAUUGUAGAUGUCCAGAGAAAACAUACGGGAAACUUUGUGAUAAUUCGUUAGAUACGUGUCGUGAUGUUAAUUCCUGUAUAAAUGAAGGGAAGUGUGACAAUGCUGCUUUACCAAACUGUAAUUGUAAUGUUGAUUACACAGGCAAAGGUUGUCAGACAUUGGUCAAUCACUGUGCUGAUAUAGACACAUGUAAGAAUGGUGGCACCUGUCAAACAUCAGCUGAUGGUGUUGGUUUCAAAUGUAAUUGUAAAUCAGGGUUUUCUGGAGGUAAAUGUGAGACCAACAUUGAUAACUGUAAAUCAGCGAUAUGUCCUGUGACUUCAGUAUGUAGAGACAUGGUGAAUGAUUAUUACUGUAGAUGUAAUCUGGGUUUCACUGGUGAAUACUGUACAAGAGAAUUAGACACAAACUAUGAUUUGUUGUUCUAUUUACCUGCCCGUGAUGGCUAUGCUGCCUUGCCUUACCCCAUACAGCUGACUGGUAGUGGCAUAACAAUCAGUAUGUGGGUUAAGUUCCAGGUCAAUGGUUUCAAACAGAUAUACUUUACCUUGUAUAGUGUUAGUGCUAUGAACAGUAUAGAGGAUCGAGAAGAAAUGAUAAUGUUUCAUAAUACGGGAGUAGAUAUUACUGAUCAUAAUGGAAAGAAGACAAUUACACAGAACUACUUUACCAUAGAUAAUGGGGAAUGGCACAAUGUGGUGUUUACAUGGGAUGACAAAUCUGGUGGAAAUUAUAUUAUUAAUAGUAUAAGUCAAGGAACAAAUAAUGCAAUCACUUUUAAAAACAACUUUAACCAUAAUAUUUGGAUAGUUAUUGGUGACAACUUAGGACCAAACACAAAACAGUCAACCAAUGAAGGCUUCAAAGGGUAUAUCAGUCAGUUGAAUAUUUACAACCGAGCUUUAGACUUUGAAUCAGAAAUAGCUGUCAUCCAUUCCAAGCCUAGAGUGGUUUUUAUAGGAGCUAUACUUAGAUGGAAUGAGUUUAUCUUACACAAAGGUGUGCGACCUGUUUACCCAUCACAUGCAUCAAGAGAAGGCUGUGUUUUAGGCAAAAGCUGUAUCACACAAGGCAUUAAAAAGACACCCCCAUCAAUUGUCAACUGUCCAUCAAAUAUACAUAUAUAUAGCAAAGAGAGAUUGAUAACAGUUUCCUGGACAGAACCAACUAUAAAAGGAGCUAGUACUAUUAACAGAAGGUAUAGGUCUGGAGAUACCUUCCUGUGGGGUAAAUACAAGAUGAUAUAUGAAGCCAUCGAUGAUGAGUCUAAUUCACAGUUCUGUAGUUUCAACAUUUAUGUUCAAUCUGAAGUUUGUAAUAAGAUACCUGAUCCUUGGGGAGGUGAACAGAUGUGUGAAAAAGGCGAAGCAAAUGAAGGGUGUACAAUUAGAUGUAAAAAUUCCAAGACAGAAAGAAUCUCUCGUUAUCACCCAAUACUGUAUACAUGUGGACCAUCAGGGAGUUGGAAUCCAGCAAUGCCAUCUCAUCCAUUGACUUAUCCACCAUGUGGACCAAUAAAUGGAUUUCCAAAAAAGAGGCUUGAUAUAGUUUUAUCCUAUCCUAACAUAACAACAGCUAACUGUCUUGGUAUAAAAGAAGCUCUGGAAAUUGAUGUUAAGAAGUCAGUUCAAAAGAUUAAUGCCUACUGGGACUCUAAACUAUGUACUAAGGCAGAUUGUUCUGAUAUAACUGUGGUUGUUGAUUGUGGAACUCUUUCUGAUAGACGGAAAAGAUCCAUCAGUAUAACCAACGUUCAGAUUACCAUACCUAAGUCUCUGAAAAAUUUGAAAGAUUUGACCAUUAAUCAAGAAGUUCUGUCAGCUGAGGAUGUUAUUAGACGGGAAGUCUUAGAUUCUGAUAAAUUUGAUUUUUCUAGUCCAAUACCAGGUGGAGAGUUAGAUACUAGUGGCUUUCAAUUGACAUCUACUGAAGUAUGUGGUGAUACUGAAACUGUCAUUGAUGGAUAUUGUGUUAAGUGUGGACCAGGAACCUUCUUAAAUACUACGACAAAGAUCUGUGAGAGUUGUCCUAUAGGCACAUACACAACCAGUGAUGGACAAACCCAGUGUCUAAAGUGUCCUGAUGGAUCAACUACAGAGACUGAAGGAUUAAACAACCCUUCAUUUUGUUACUCUAUAUGUCCAGCUGGUCAGAGAUAUGAUAGAGAGGAUUCCAAGUGUGAAGAUUGUGGUCUAGGCUACUACCAGGAGGAGGAAGGACAGUUUGUCUGUGAUUGGUGUGGGCUGGGGAAAACCACAAAGGAAACAAAUACAACAUCAGUCAGCUUUUGUUAUGAUGUAUGUCUACCUGGGAAACAAUUAUCCGCUAGUGGUGACUGUGUAGACUGUCCAGAGGGAACUUACAAGAAUGUGGGAUCUAAGUGUAUUGCUUGUCCACCAGGAACCACCACCUUAGCUACAGGAGCAACACUACAGACAGAUUGUAACAUAAAGGCUUGUGAGGCUGGAUACAAACGUCUUGGUACCGAUACAUGUGAGAAAUGUCCGCUUGGUACAUACCAGCCACAGAAAUGGCAGACGUCAUGUUUAUCAUGUGGUGGAGAUCGUUAUACAACUGACCAGGAGGCAUCUACAUCCAAAGAUGAUUGCAAAUAUUUUUGUCCUUCUGGCUACGAAGCUGUUGUAUCAUCAUGUGUGCCUUGCUUGGAAGGAUUCUUUAAAGACAAUACUGACAGUAUAUAUGGGAAAUGUAAACAAUGUCCGUAUCAAACAACAACUGUUAAUAUUGCCUCUAAGUCAUUGAAAGAUUGCUCUGUAUUUAAUUGUCCUCCUGGAUACAGUUCGGACACAUUGGGUACCAGAUGUGAAAUAUGUCCGUUAGGAACCUAUCAACCCCACCAUAAUGAGACUACCUGCUACCCAUGCAGUACUCCACUAAGUACAGCACAAACUGGAUCAACUGAUAUUCAACAGUGUUUAAAUUACUGUCCCCCUGGACAAGAGAGACAUCCAGAUGCUUUAUGUUAUGACUGUGGUAUUGGUUUCUAUAAACAUAAUAAUGAUAAUUACUUCAUGCCUUGUACAGCUUGUCCUGAUGACUACACAACAUUUGGGGCAAAAUCUACUUCUAUAUCACAAUGUACUAUGAGAAAGUGUAUGCCUGGUUCUAAGAGAAAAGACGACAACACAGGUUGUAUUCCUUGUCCUGCAGGAACUUACCAGGACUUACCAUACCAGACAACAUGUAAACAAUGUCCAGAAUAUAGCUACUCAAGGAGAGAAGGAGCUUUUAGUAUAACACAAUGUGAAAGUUACUGUGAUCCAGGUUAUGAGAAGGACAUUAAUAAUCAAUGCUCUCCAUGUGGAAUAGGAUACUACAAAAACAAUGAUUUUGACAAGUUUUUGAAAUGUACACCAUGCCCAGUGGACCGUAUUACACCAUCAAUUGGAUCUAUAUCUAUUGACCAGUGCACCAGAGGUAACUGUUUACCUGGAUAUAGGAUAGAGAGAAGUGGAUGUCAAAUCUGUCCGAUAGGUUCUUACCAAAGUCUUCAAUGGCAAAAUGAAUGUAUCCCUUGUCCUCUACAUAAAUCUACAAUGUUUGCUGGAUCUACAGACUUCAAUGAUUGUAUUUUUACUUGUGAUCCUGGAUAUGAAGAUUCAUUUGGUGGCUGUGUCAAAUGUCAGAUAGGAUAUUUUAAAUCGGAGAAGAGAGCCACUAGUUGUACAAAGUGUCCUAAUGGAAUGAUUACAUCAGACUUUGCGUCCACCAGUUUCAUGGACUGUAAUAUACCUGACUGUCCUGCAGGAUAUAAGAUUGUAAAUAGAUGUACGAAUACCAACUGUGCUAGACAGUGUGAAGUAUGUGGAUACGAUUAUUACCAACCAUCCACCAGACAACAUGAUUGUAUACCUUGUGGCAUUGGAUAUACUACAUUUGAACUACAAAAUGCACAGACUAGAUUACACUGUAAACUUGAUUGUGCUAGUGGGAGUGAGAUACAUCCAUUGGACCCCCUGUCAUGUCGUACAUGUGCCAUUGGUUACUAUAGAGAUAGUUCAGACAGAAGGAUAGAAUCGUGUCAGUUAUGUCCCUUGGAUUUCAUCACGUCUGAAUUAGGAGGCACUAAUAUAAAUGCCUGUACAGUCAGAAACUGUCAACAGCCUGGGACGUACAGAAACUCUAUCAAUAACAGAUGUACAGCCUGCCCAGUAGGAACAUAUAACCACCUUAAAUGGCAAGACUCUUGUACACAAUGCCCUGAUGGGUAUACAACAACCAGCACUGGGUCAGAUAAUGUCAAUAGUUGUAUCCGUGAUUGUCCAUCUGGUUAUGAACAUGAUGGUUCAUUCUGCCGUCCUUGUCCUGCAGGGAAGUACAGAGAAAAAGGCACAAGUGGAUUUCUUUGUCAAAGCUGUCUUAAUGGAUACACCACUGCUAAGACUGCAUCUAUAUCAUCAUCCAUGUGUAACCAAUCCCCUUGCAACUUAGGAGAAUAUCUGAACACAGGAACAAAUCAAUGUGAAAAAUGUGCAUUGGAUUAUUACCAAGACCAGAAUGGAGGAUUUAAUUGUAAGCUGUGUCCUAAUGGCAAAUAUACAGAACAGAUAGGAAGUGUUAACCUAGGUGCUUGUAGGAGUUACUGUGAUGACGGAAACAAGAAUAACUGUACUGCCAACUCUAUUUGUCAAGACAAUGUAGUUAAUGGAUUUAUCUGUGUGUGUAUUGCUGACUAUGUAAUACACAAGGGUGUGUGUAAACAUAAGUGUGAUACUGGUUACUGUUCACAUGGAACCUGCAACAGAAAUCCACUAUCCUGCUUAUGUCCUGAGGAAUAUAUUGGCACAACAUGUAAUACUCGUAGAUCUUCAUCAGGUUGGACUAGAACAGAGAAGAUCAUCGCUGGGACUGUUGCUGGCGGAGUAGGACUCCUCAUUAUAAUUAUAUUUAUUGUUUGCUGUUUCACCAUGCCAUGGAGAAAUGAUCGUAUACCUUCCCCACAUGUCCAGAAGGGUGAUAUUGAUGACAAUGUUAAUCCAUACAGUAUGCCAAUUGUUCAUCAACCAUUGCUCUACCAUGACCGGGAUGUAGAUAGAGUAAGCUUGUUUAACAUAGUACCAGUUCAUCAACCUACCUAUUACGAUAACUACUUUGGUGGUACUGGACAGAGGGGACAACUACAUUUCCGAGAUCCCUUGCCAGAAUACAUGAAACAAGAGAAACUACAACUACCAGAUGUACCAGUAAUCUAUCAUGAUAAUGCUACAUAUUCUACAGCUCAACCUGCAGUUUAUAUACCUAAGCCAGCACUGAAAGAUGGUAAAAAAUGAGAAAAUCUUCAAAUCUAUCCUGUAUUUUGUUCUAACAACUUUUCAUCUUAUGACCAGAUGUGUUUCGGAGAAGUUCAUUAGUUAGUCCGUAAUGUUUCCAGAUUGAUUACCAAGUUUAUAGCAUUGCUACCAUAUUUAUUAUUUUCACAGAUAUAUUAAAUAUAUCAUCAUUCAUUUUGAUGUCAGAGUGAUUCAUAUUUAUUUGUUAUUUGUGUAAUUAUGAUGAAGUGUUGAGGGGAAAUCUGUGAAAUUUUAAUGUGAUGAGGCAGUGAAUAUCAAAUAUCAUAAACUAGGAAAAAAUUAAACAAAAAUUAAUCAUUGUCAGAAAGUAAGUUCAUAUUUUUUUCUUAAAAACUAAAUAAUGACAACAUAAUAAGUUUAUGACCAUGAAGUAAGUUAUGAAUCUUAAUCAAUAAUUAGUGCUAUUUUAUAAUUUUGUUUUUUUUGCAGUUGUUUAAGAUUUUGCAUUUGCUUCUGUCUAACCUGUUAAAAAUGCAUGUUAUUGAUAUAAAUGAUUUACCAUUAAUUGAUUUACAUUUUACAAAAAGUGCUAUGGAAUUUACAUUGUGUAUUUUUGUCAUGCAAUAUGGUAACUUGGUCCCUUAAUUCUUAAUUACUGGUAUCUUCAUACUUACUAAUGCAAGUUAGGAAAAUUGACAAAUGUAAAAUGUCUAACUUGUAGACAACAGUAUUCACACAGAAUUACCUAUAUAGAUUUAUGUUGAAAAUUUACCCUGUAUUUUGUGACUCAUAUCUUUAAAAACAAUCAUCAAGACAAUGUUUAUUUUGUUUUCUUGAAGAAAACUUUAAUUACAGACCCAAUUUAUUUUACUAUUAUUUUCAUUUGUUUAGAGAAUUGAUGUAGCUUGUUGGAAUAAUUGUGCAAUUUUUUCCUUAGUAAAUAUUUUCUGGUAAUUUAAAAUAAAUAUCUACAUACCAAUAGAAAAUUUGUAAAAACAU
Molecule: messenger RNA, 13686 nt
Organism: Mytilus trossulus (common blue mussel)
Lineage: Eukaryota; Metazoa; Mollusca; Bivalvia; Mytilida; Mytilidae
Exons: 76
Coding region: 184-12726 (4180 amino acids)
Biological process (GO): heterophilic cell-cell adhesion; establishment or maintenance of epithelial cell apical/basal polarity
Cellular component (GO): plasma membrane; protein-containing complex
Molecular function (GO): calcium ion binding; protein binding
Source: RefSeq, a predicted model, not a curated record